Messenger RNA from Nestor notabilis (Kea), 975 nucleotides. RefSeq names its product Ras association (RalGDS/AF-6) domain family member 2 (gene RASSF2). Gene Ontology annotation, biological process: positive regulation of protein kinase activity; signal transduction; positive regulation of JNK cascade. The record is from RefSeq and is a predicted model, not a curated record. NCBI's taxonomy places the organism in Eukaryota, Metazoa, Chordata, Aves, Psittaciformes, Psittacidae. The coding region runs from base 1 to 975 and encodes 324 amino acids. Gene Ontology annotation, cellular component: nucleus; cytoplasm. The transcript is spliced from 11 exons.
AUGGAUUACGGCGGCGGCGAGUACCCAGUUCCCUGCGGGAAAGACAAAUACAUCUCCAAAAAUGAGCUGCUUUUACACUUGAAGACGUACAACAUCUACUAUGAAGGGCAAAACUUGCAGCUGCGGCACCGGGAGGAGGAAGGUGAACUCAUCGUGGAGGGGCUGCUGAACAUCUCCUGGGGCUUGCGGCGACCCAUCCGCCUGCAGAUGCAGGAUGACAACCAGCGCAUCCGCCCUCCGCCAUCCUCCUCCUCCUGGCACUCGGGCUGCAACCUGGGAGCCCAUGGGUCCGUGCUGAAGCCCAGCACCUUGCCAGACAUCCAGGUCACGGAUGCAGAGGCUGUGCCAAACACAGAUGCUCCCCGGAGCGGCGCAGGAUCCACCAAAUCACAAGCAGAGGAGACGCCGCAGCUGAUGCGGACACGGAGCGAUGUUGGGGGACGGCACCGGGGCAGCGCCCGCACCCCCAGCGAGCAGCGGCGCAUCCGCCGGCACCGCUUCUCCAUCAACGGGCACUUCUACAACCACAAGACAUCCGUGUUCACACCGGCGUAUGGCUCCAUCACCAACGUCCGCAUAAACAGCACGAUGACAACCCCCCAGGUCCUCAAACUGCUGCUCAAUAAAUUCAAGAUUGAAAACUCAGCGGAGGAGUUUGCGCUGUACAUUGUCCACACCAGUGGAGAGAAGCAGAAGCUGCGAGGCAGCGAUUACCCCCUGAUCGCCCGCAUCCUGCAGGGCCCCUGCGAGCAGGUCUCCAAGGUCUUCCUCAUGGAGAAGGACCAGGUGGAAGAAGUCACCUAUGAUGUAGCUCAGUACAUCAAAUUUGAGAUGCCCAUCCUCAGGAGCUUCAUCCAGAAGCUGGAGGAAGAGGAGGAUCGCGAAGUGAAGAAGCUAAUGCGCAAAUACUCCAUCCUCCGGCUGAUGAUUGAGCAAAGGCUGGAGGAGAUUUCCGAAGGCCCGACGGCGAUGUGA